Molecule: messenger RNA, 1533 nt
Organism: Sinocyclocheilus grahami
Lineage: Eukaryota; Metazoa; Chordata; Actinopteri; Cypriniformes; Cyprinidae
Exons: 11
Coding region: 145-1146 (333 amino acids)
Source: RefSeq, a predicted model, not a curated record
CUAACGUUGCCUGGUAACGUUCCUCGAGCGCUCUGCGAUUAAUUUGUAGGCCACGCCCACUUUAACGACCGCAACAGUUAAAGCUCGGGUUUGUGCGCUUGUAGUAUAGCUUCUCAAGUACGCUUGUAGUGUAGCUUCUGAAGUAUGCUUGUUAGGAAAGCGUCUAGUGGAAAACACCCCGGGCGCAACGCGACGCCGAUGAGAGCUGCGCCGUGCUACAGUUUUCAAAGGCAUGGGGCUAAACGCAGCGCUCGCCAGCUUUCGAAGUUAAAAGCAUACGGAUGCAACAAAGACAGUUCCAGAGCUAUAAAGGCAGGUGGAAGAUGUCUGAAUGGCCAGUCGUUGAUUUCAGGAUGCAGGAGAGGUCAUGCUGAGCAGGGCAUGUCGACUCCCAGUGCCUCCAAGGACUUCAGCCAGGACUCCACAAGUCUCACGAUGCCCUCUGGUGUUUCCAGCUUCUUGCUGGAUUGCUUGGAUGUAGAUUCUCCAGCUUCAAACACGGACUCCACGCUUUCAUCCAUCGAGGAGUUUCGCAAAACUGACAAUUAUGAUGAGGGGACAGCCUUACUUGAUGAAGAUGGGAUGAUGAACACCGUGAAAAACUCAACUCUUCUAGAUCACAGCCAUGCGCAGGAGUUAGCGCUGCAGCAGCCUCCAAAUCUCUCCUCCAUUCUCGAACUAUCAUUAAACCCUGCUGAAGAGAAAUCGUUUUCUUUGUCACCUAUUUGCCUCUCUCCUUUACGUGUGCCCUCUGAAACCUUGGCAUCAGAUAUUGCAUCAGGAUGUGUGUUCAAAUCAGCUAAUGAGAGAACACCUGUGAAUACUAGGGUUGUAGUUCUUUCCCCUGUUGUGAAAAAGUGUUUUGCAGAACAGGAAAAGCCAAUAAAAUGCAGAAAAGUGACGUUCAGCGAUAUUGUGAGCAUUCGGAAUGUAUCGAGCCAUAAACGUGGUAAAACAGACCAGCAGGACUCUGGAGUAAAGCCGGUUCACGCAAGCGGAAGCGUGUCGGUGGAACCCAGAGACAUUUCCUCAUGGCCUGUGACGGUUUUUGACUUUGCAAAUGAGCGUGAGAGAGAAGCCUUUUUCCAGAGACUGAAACAAACACGCUCCUUUAAGUUUCCUGCCAAACCGAUAACCUCUGUCUGAGGACUUCAGUCUUGCUCACAAGAUUACUGGAUCAUCGCCUCUGACCAGCAGAGGGCAGUCAACACCUGCUUAAAGCUAAUACAAACAUUAGUGUGUGAGUUUAAUGGCCAUGCAGUGUUUCGAAGACCUCGAGAUGGAUGAACACGUGCGCACUGGAGCGAGACCGUUCAAAGAGCUGAAUCGAGAAGAACUUACCUGAUGAUUUUAAUGCACAGUCAGCAAAAUGAGAAAGCAACAAUGCCUUGCAGUGAUUGUGGAAUAGAUGUGUACAUGCCAAAUAUAGGUUUUAAAUGGAAAGAGAGCUUUACAAAUUAAAUUAUUUAAAUGAGAUGUUUAGGUAAAAGAUGUAUGCGUACUAAAAGACGAAUAAAGAACAUUCUUAUUGUG